GACCGUCGCAGACCUUGUAGUUCUGAUCCGGGAAGCGCUGCCUCAGAGCCUCUGGCCGAAAUGUCUAAUGCAAAAGAAAGAAAACAUGCUAAGAAAAUGAGAAACCAGCCCACCAACGUGACUUUAUCCUCUGGCUUCAUGGCUGAUAGAGGCGCAAAGCACUAUAAUGGAGGUGGGAAACCUUUCCAAGCUCAGAAGCAAGAGCUUCUUCCUGGAACUUCACGACAGCGGCAUACCAAAAUGAUCCACCAUUCCCCAGUUGAUCCUGAUGUGAAUGAACAGUCUUCAUCCAAAAUAAUGUUUAAAAAAAAGGGAGGAUGGAAAGCAGGUCCUGAGGGCACUUCUCAGGAGAUUCCCAAGUAUAUAACUGCUUCUACUUUCGCUCAAGCCCGAGCUGCUGAAAUCAGUGCUAUGUUGAAAGCAGUGACCCAGAAGUCUUCUAAUUCACUGGUUUUCCAGACUCUGCCCCGGCACAUGAGACGGAGAGCCAUGAGCCACAAUGUCAAACGCCUUCCCAGGCGGUUGCAGGAGAUUGCCCAGAAAGAGGCGGAGAAAGCAGUGCACCAGAAAAAAGAACAUUCAAAAAAUAAAUGCCAUAAAGCUCGAAGAUGUCACAAAAACCGGGUGCUAGAAUUUAACCGUAGACAGAAGAAGAACAUCUGGUUAGAGACCCACAUCUGGCACGCCAAACGGUUCCACAUGGUCAAGAAGUGGGGCUACUGUCUUGGGGAGAGACCGACAGUCAAGAGCCACAGAGCCUGCUACCGGGCCAUGACACACCGUUGCCUCCUCCAGGAUUUAUCCUACUACUGUUGUUUGGAGCUGAAGGGCAAAGAGGAAGAAAUACUGAAAGCACUUUCUCCAUUGUGUAACAUUGAUGCAGGACUGACUUUUGCAGCAGUUCACUGCUUGUCUGGAAAACGCCAAGGUAGUGUCACGCUUUACCGGGCAAAUAAAUACCCUAGAGAGAUGCUGGGGCCUGUUACGUUUAUUUGGAGGCCUGAGUCGACCCCUGGUCACACUUCUGAGAGCAGGCAGUUAUGGAUCUGGCUUCACCCAACUCUGAAACAGGAUAUUUUAGAGGAAAUAAAAGCAGCGUGCCAGUGUACGGAACCCAUCAAAUCAGACAUCUGCACCCCUGAGCCCCUGUUGACACCAUCCCAAGAAAAAAGCCAAAUGGAACUGCCUGAUGAGAAAAUUGGCAAGAAAAGAAAACGGAAAGAUGAUGGAGAAAAUGCUAAACCAGUUAAAAAAGUGAUCGGUGACGGAACUAGAGAUCCAUGUGAGCCGUAUUCUUGGAUCUCUGCAGCCACAGGCAUUAUCCUCAGUGAUUUGACGAUGGAGAUGAACAGGCUGCGGCUGAUCGGUCCACUUUCCCACUCCAUCCUAACCGAGGCCCUCAAAGCUGCUCCUGUCCAUACCGAGGGAGAGGACGCAGAGAAGACACCUCACCAUUGGUGGAUUGAAACCUGUAAGAAUCCUGAUAGCGUUUCCCUUCAUCACAGACAAGAAGCCAUUUUUGAGUUGUUGGGAGGAAUAACAUCACCAGCAGAAAUUCCAGCCGGUACUAUUUUGGGACUGACAGUUGGGGAUCCUCGAAUAAACUUGCCUCAAAAGAGGUCCAGAGUUUUGCCCAAUCCAGAAAAAUGGCAAGAUAAUGAGAAAGUUAGACAGCUGCUCCUGGAGGGUGUGCCUGUGGACUGUGCGCAUAGCUUUAUUUGGAACCAAGCUCUCUGUAAGAAUGUCACAGAGAAUAAAAUCUCGGAUCAGGAUUUAAACCGGAAGAGAAGUGAAUUGCUGGUGCCUGGGUCACAGCUUGUUUUAGGUCCCCACGAAUCCAAGAUACCUAUACUUUUGAUUCAACAGCCGGGACGGGUGGCCGGUGACGACCGCCGAGGCUGGGGAAGUGGCUGGGACGUCCUGCUCCCAAAGGGCUGGGGCAUGGCUUUCUGGAUCCCGUUUAUCUAUCGAGGCGCCAGAGUUGGUGGGUUAAAAGAGGCUAUGGUGCAUUCUCAGUAUAAAAGAUCGCCUGACAUCCCUGGUGAUUUCCCAGACUGCCCUGCUGGGGUUCUUUUUGCUGAAGAGCAAGCCAAGAAUCUCCUUGAAAAGUACAAAAGGCGCCCUCCUGCAAAACGGCCCAACUAUGUUAAGCUUGGCACCCUGGCACCUUUCUGCUAUCCGUGGGAGCAGUUAACGCAAGAGUGGGAAUCAAGAGUCCAGGCCCAAGAGGAAUCAUCUGUGGCUUCCUCUCCACGUGGUGAGGAGAGGGACUUGAGAAGAGAGAAGGUGUCUUGUGCCCCCACACCUCAGAAAACUGAUCAGCCACCUGAGGAAGUGGGCACAUCUCUAAGCAGCCCCAGUGAGCCCAGAGAAGUAAUGGACACAGCGUGUCCAGCUCAGAUGGGGACUGAGUGGGUAACGGGCCCAGAAGCCACCAGCAGUCUCCUCUGUGUUCUUAGGAGUAGAAGAUCCCUGAAGCAGCUGUCAGCCUGGUGUGGGCCCGGGUCUGGACCCCGCGGGGCAGCCCUGCGAGCCCCUGGAAGCAGGCAGCAGGCGUUGAGCAGCGAGGCCUGCCUGGCCCUGUCGGACUGCUUCCCCCGGGCCCUGGUAUGGGUCAGCCUGUCCCUGCUGGGCAAGGGCAGCCCCGAGCCUCACACCAUGAUCUGUGUCCCGGCCAGGGAGGACCUCCUCCAGCUCAGGCAGGAUCGGCUCUACUGUGGGCCCCAGGAAUCCAAGCACAGCGACCCAUUCAAGAGCAAGAUCCGGAAACAGAAAGAGAAGAAGAAAAUCGAGAGGAGGCAGAACCGAGGGGGCGCCGUGUCUGAGGGUCUGGUGGGGGGGCACCCUGCGGCCGGGCCCCACGCUCUGACCCUGGGCUUGUGGUCAGGCCCUCUCCCGGUUGUGACUUCUCAUUGCUCCAGAGUCCUCCUCGGUUUUGUCACGCAGGGAGAUUUCUCCAUGGCCGUGGGCUGCGGAGAAGCUCUGGGCUUUGUUAGCCUGACGGGUCUGCUGGAGACGCUGUCCGGGCAGCCAGCUGCGGAGAGGGGCCUGGUGCUCCUGAGGGCCCCCGCCUCCUUGCAGUAUCGGUUUGCCAGGAUCGCCGUGGAGGUGUGAAUGCUGGCUUACGUCCUUGCAGGGCGUAGAUCAUAACCGUGUUUGCCAAGUCCCACCACUGGAGGGACUUUGUUUUCGCCACCUUCUGUUUUGAAGUACCACGUGAAAUGCCUCGGAGACAAUAAAAGAAUUCUGUAUCAUGCAUGUGAUGCGGUACUGACAUCAUUCCACUAUUCCAAGAUCAUCUCCAUCUUUCCCUGCCCUUGCUGCAACACCUUAAAAUUAUUUGGCAUAUAGAGCCAGCAGCUUUUACGUUUUGACUUCUUGGUCCGCGUCAUUCUUGCUGAAAAUAAUCAGAGGCUCUUAGUUUCCUUGUUCCUUUUUUAUUAGGAACAAAGGACGGUGAAGUCUGUUUGAAAAGCCUUGUAGACGCGUGAUAAGCAACAGUGGUUGUUUAAUGACUUGAUUGCUGCAGCAAAGGCUCUCAACAUCCGGCCUCUGUGCAUGAAACAGGGUUCCCCUGUCUGGACCGUGUUCAAUUCCAUACCGGAACCUGCGUGCCUAACGCUUUACAUCAGCAGAUGGAAAUUGUGGAAAAUGUAUUAUUGCCCUUUUUCGUGCAGGCUCGGUCUAUGGCAGAGGUGUUGGGGUGGCAUCUGAAUGGGGCUCUGGUCGUUAGGACCCUUUGUCCUCUUUGCUGUUGACCAACGCAUGACUCUGGGAGUUUCUUGAUUUUUCUGUGCUUUUUGUCUUUGCAAAGAAUCUCUCACAAAAACAAUAGAGGAUGAUUUCUCAAAAUAUGUUCUAUGAGGUGGUCAGGGAUGAUGCAGUGCAGGGAAGUCACCAGAAAAACCCAAGAGGACUGGGUUCAGGGAGCUUCCAGGUUGGUGAACGCAUGGAUAAUGGGGACAGAGUCGCCCCCUGGAGACGGCAGGGGCCCCUUGCCCUUUCCCACACCUUGCCCUGUGCAUCCCUCUGUCUGGCUGUUCUGAGUUAUAUCCUCUUAUAGUAAACUGGUGAUCUAGUAAGUAAAAAAAAAAAUCUGUGAAAUAUGUUAUCAAAAAAAAAAAGAUCCCAAGGUCAGAUUGAUUGGGGAAACUCUGGAUUAAACCCAGUUAUGCAUUUCUUUUUAAAGGAUUUCUAGAAUCUUCCCUGUGAUAAUGCACAUUGCGCCUCUCCAGGAAGUCGAUAACAGCCUACACUAUCUUCUAAAUCUUUUUGAUGCCAAACUUCCUUUUGCAAGGAGCACUUUGUAGGACCAGUGUUUUUAGGGACACACUUUGGGGAGAGUGGCUGUACAGUGCAGUUCUCUGCAAGGGGAUGACUUUUUUUAAUGUUUAUUUUUGUGAGAGACAGAGUGUGAGUGGGAGAGGAG
This is a messenger RNA of Hyaena hyaena (striped hyena), 4429 nucleotides long. RefSeq names its product POP1 homolog, ribonuclease P/MRP subunit (gene POP1). NCBI's taxonomy places the organism in Eukaryota, Metazoa, Chordata, Mammalia, Carnivora, Hyaenidae. The coding region runs from base 61 to 3114 and encodes 1017 amino acids. Gene Ontology annotation, cellular component: nucleolar ribonuclease P complex; ribonuclease MRP complex. The transcript is spliced from 16 exons. Gene Ontology annotation, biological process: tRNA 5'-leader removal. The record is from RefSeq and is a predicted model, not a curated record.